GGGGCUUCGGUAGCACUACAGCGCCACUUUUGAGCGGUCCUCCACUCCGUGAACAGUAACAGACCGCAGGAGCUGUCAGAGAAACCCGAGAGAACAGUGCCAAGACGGUCGAGCCUUCAGUUAUAUGUGGAAGGUCAAAGAUGGUUCAAGACAGUGCUCACAUUCGGCAGCGGGGUGCCCAGGACUUUAUGGCAUACUAUGAAUUUGCCUGUGCCCGGCAGGAAUCAGUCCCUCUCCCCGCUGUUAAGAUGAACCUUGACAAAGGGAUGCUGGACUUUCAUGGAGACAGGGUCAAACUGACGGACUGGCCACCCAUUCUCAACUCUAUCUGCAUCAACAAACACCUGCACCACAUUGCAAUAAGUAGCACAUACCAAGCUAGUCUGGCUUCUGGAGAUGCAGAUAGAAGAUACUAUAGGUCAAGCUUCAGGAAGAAGAUCCCAGCCAUUCGCUCUAAAGACAUGACAUUCAAGUUGUGCAAGGCCCUGAGAGAGUGUCUGACUGUCUCUGCUAACCUAAAGACUCUGCAGCUUAACGGCCUCCCACUGAGAGAGAGGGACCUCAUCACCUUGACAAAGGGUUUAGCAAAAAGUGUUUCCUUGGAAAACCUUUCUCUGGCAAACUGUCCAAUUGCAGAUGAGGGCUUAGAGGUAAUUUGCCAAAGUGUAAAGUAUUCCACGAGAAUCAGGACGGUAGAUUUUACAGGAUGCAAUCUCACUUGGAAAGGGGCAGAGCAUUUGGCCAACAUCAUCAAGCAUCAGGGAAUGCAGAGGCAUGGUACCGCAUGGGCAGAGUCUCUGAGGUAUCGACAACCACAGUUUGAGGGAAUGGGAGGUCUCCGCCGCAUCACCCUUAACUGUAACACUUUGAUUGGGGACCGAGGGGCUGCUGCACUUGCACACGAACUGGCUGAGGACCUCUGGGUUAAAGCUGUGGAUCUACAGAGGUGUGGUCUGUCCAGUGAAGGAGCUCGUCGUUUGCUGGAAGCUUUGAAAACUAAUUCUGCUCUUUGUGUACUGGAUAUUCGUAGUAACCCUUUAGUUGACAAGGUCCUAAUUAAAACUAUAAUAGAGAAAGUGCUGAUGAAUGCUGAUGGACAGUCACCAGAGUACUGCUGGAUCAAGCCUGCAGCCACAGAGCCACAGAGAGCCACUGAUCCAAAGAGGCGAGCAGUCAGAGGAAAAGCUACAUUUAGGAUAGCCCCACGUAAAGGAGCAUCUACUGGAGGCCGGAGUUCAAGUGUUGCUCAGACACAGAAGCCUUAUUCCCGCUCCCGUUAUGUGCCUUGGCGUGCUGCUGCACGGGCUGAACGCCAGAGAGGUAUGCCUCCUGGAGUUACUGUUAUGGAUCAAAGCUUUCAGGGUGCAGCUACUGUAAAGGUAACCGUGGAGUCAGAUUCAGAGGGAGAGGAGGAUGAGGAAGAGGAAAAUGUGGUGGUGGAAGUGGAGCAGAGACCAUCUUCUCGUAGUCUCCAGGAAAGGAUCACUGGCCGCCAGGUUGAACAUCUGCAGAUGGAGCUCAAAGAGUGUCGUCUGAGGCUGGGUGAGGAGCGCAGAGCCAGACUGAAAGCUGAGUCAAGACUCAUGGAGUAUGAGCUGGAGAAUGCCCGUCUUCGUGACGCCAACCACUCCCUGUCAGAGGCACUUGCAGCCACUGGAUCUGCAUCAGCAGCACCUGCUUUCAGUGCUCUUGAAGAUGAGACAGUCCUUGAAAGCAUUGAGAGCUCAUUUACCAAGUUCCAUGCUUUCUUGGAUCUCCUAAAGGAUGCUGGCCUAGGUCAGCUAGCUUCAAUGGCUGGAAUUGACAUGUCAGAUUUCCAGCCUCCGGGAAAACCUCAGCUCUCCUCCACUAUAGGACCAAAUUUGGGUAUUGCAGCAUUGCUGACCAAAGGGCGGUAUCAGGAUGUUCAGGCAAAGACUAAUACUUCCUCUUUGGAAGCCCACGUCCUGCCUGCUGCCCCUGGUAGGCCGGCUGACACCACUACUUCCAGAUCACUAUCCUCUGUCAGGGAUGACAGGCCACUAGAUGUGACCUUCGAUCAGCCCUCUGGACCUGCAGGUGACCGCGGUGCAGGUGGAGAACUGGAACCAGAUAAAUAUUCAAAGCCCGAUACCCAGCAUGACUCAGGUUCUGAGCACAGUUUCCGUAGCCAAAAAUCCUUUGAUAUGGUUUACUUUGGUAAAACUUUUCAGACUCAACCAAGCCACCUCAAGAGCAACAGCAACUCUCACAGAAGCAACGGUUCCCAUGGAUACAGCUUCAACAACAGCUGGGCUCACAGUCAGUCUUCCCAUAGCAACGGGUCUCACGGUGGAUUGUCCGAAAGGUCGAGUGUUAGUGACUUUAUAGGUGAAAAGGCAGAGUCUGUGGGAUCAGUAGGAUCAAGGUACAGGGGAAAGGGGAGGCUAGUGACAGUAGGUCAGUCAGGGUCAGAAGGGUCAGACUAUCCUGGAAGGGACACUCUGGAGCAGGUCAGGUCUCUAGGUGGUCUAGGAGGGCAGUCAGAUAAUGAAUCCUUCUGACCAGCUGACCAGAGUAAUAUAAAAAGCUCUGUCUCUAGGUGUCUGUUCUUAGUGCCUUCUCCUUAAAGUGCUUUGUGUUACUUCUUAAGACUGCAGAUUUUAUAAAUCUUUUUUAAUUCUAGAUUUCACUCUCAGGUAAUUCAUUUUAGGGAGUAAUGGAGUAGUCAAAGCAGAGGCAGAGUUGUUUCUCUAACCUGUUGUGUGUAACUAAUCUGAUGUGUGUCACUGGUCAUUAAAGUAAUGUGUCAAAUGUGUCAAAAAAUGCAAUAUAAUGUAUAUUUUUGUAAAGCGUCAAGUUUUUUUGCAGACACGUUUUGCACUCGGGGCAUGUACAGUAUAACAGUUUCAUACAGUAAAUUAGAUAAUAGGUAUUUGGGUUUCCAAGCUAACCCUCCCCGCCCAAAUCAAGUUUAAAUGAAAAUCCAGAGAUCAAGUUCCUCCAUGUGAUCCUGUUUCAUGUGAGAGACAUCAAACCUUUGAGGUAAAUUGAAGGGGAGCUUAAUUUGCUUUAGUAUAUUUAUAGGUUUUAUAUGUAUUAUAUCCAUUGUUCUUGUUAAGAUAUUCAAAAUGUAUGUAUCUGUAUGUUUUGAAUAAACAUGUUAACAAUUA
This is a messenger RNA of Morone saxatilis (striped sea-bass), 3131 nucleotides long. RefSeq names its product centrosomal protein 78 (gene cep78). Gene Ontology annotation, cellular component: centrosome. The coding region runs from base 141 to 2522 and encodes 793 amino acids. Gene Ontology annotation, molecular function: protein binding. The record is from RefSeq and is a predicted model, not a curated record. Lineage: Eukaryota; Metazoa; Chordata; Actinopteri; Moronidae. The transcript has 16 exons.